Messenger RNA from Strongylus vulgaris, 396 nucleotides. The record is from the annotation of a GenBank genome assembly. Lineage: Eukaryota; Metazoa; Nematoda; Chromadorea; Rhabditida; Strongylidae.
GUCCAAGGUGGAACUUACAUUAUCCAGCAAGGAACUUCCACUCCUGUUACACACAUUGGACAAAGUCAAGUCCAACAAAUACAACUCACGCCUUCGAAUGGUGUAACACAUCAGCAAGUUGUUCAUACUGUUCAUCAAGUCCCUGUACAGACAGUGCAAACAAUUCCAGGACAACAAGGUGGCCAUGUGACUGUCGCCCAACAACAGAUGCCAUCGUCGUCUGGUCAUCUCGUUGUUCAGCACCAAGCUCCUACCACUUCCGGUGGUCAACAACUUGUGCAUCAGCAGGCUACACAGCAGCAAAUCACUUAUGCUACCGGUGGAAUGAUGGUGAAUGGUCAGCAUGUUCAGCAACAGAUAAUCAACCCAUAUGGUGCUCCGCCAUCUCGGGCCUAA